GAUUUGUAGGUUAGAUGGUGUUGACGUUUAUGAUGAUCGGAAGAUUAACACAGUUUAGUUGUAGAGUAUGAAAUAAGAUCUUGUAGUGAAAAGUUGUGCCUAUACCAAUUUAACAAUGGAUUGGGUUAUUUCUGAUGAAUUAUCAUUAACUGUGGGCCAUGUUGUUGGUUGGGUCAGUGCAGGGGCAAUAAUUGUAGGGGGUGUAGUGCCAUAUAUACCGCAAUAUAGACAAAUUAAAAAAACACAAGAUACCGAAGGAUUUUCUUUGCUUGUAUGUUUAGCCCUCCUAAUAGCAAAUACAUUAAGAAUAAUGUUUUGGUUUGGCAAACAUUUUGAGUAUCCUUUACUCAUACAAAGUGUAAUAAUGAAUGUAGCAAUGUUUUUAAUGAUUCACUUAUGUGUAAAAGUGAGAAAUAGAAACCAGUUGGUACAGGCAAGGCAGCGAAUAUUCACAGCCAAACCAGGAGAAGUAGCUCGUUUCAUGCAGUUACAGACUAAAGCACCAAGAACAUCUCGAACGAUUUGUGAUUUCGAGUUCCGACAUUUUUGGAAUUGGUCAGAUUUCCAGUCGUACAUGGACUGUAUGCUGGUGUUCACCAUACUCAUCUCUUUCCUGAUGUACUUCCUCAUCGACUAUCUGAUCUUCGUCGAGGCUAUUGGCUUUCUUGCAGUGUUCACGGAAGCCAUGUUGGGUACGCCGCAGCUGAUGAAGAACUUCAACAAUAAAUCGACGGAAGGCAUGAGCGUUGGUAUGGUGGUGAUGUGGACGUUCGGCGACGUCUUCAAGACGCUAUACUUCAUCUUCCGCGACGCCCCAAUACAGUUCUGCAUAUGCGGUGCCAUCCAGGUCACCGUGGACGUGCUGAUCCUCCUCCAGGUGUUCUUCUACCGCAACAGCUCGGAACCCGUAAGAACCGGGCACAGUCGUGGAGAUUGAGUAGUCAUCAUCUGGACACACGAUGCCGGGCUGAAGAAGGACUCCAAGGACGAAACCGUCGCCGUAGAGAACCACAGCGUGAUAUCCAUAUCCGACGAGAAGGAAGCCGACGACUCGUCCAAGGAGAACUCCGCCAGCUACCUGGAGGAUCACCUGGAAGACGGAACCGUCUCCUCCUGCUCCAGAGCGAGUCCAGCGAACGACAUCUCGCACGUGGUGGACGUGGACGUCCACCUGGACCACCUGGAUCGUGUGUCCACUUCGGAUAAAAAUGGUGAUAGUGCCAUUCCAGAAUCUAAUCAUUGUGAUAAUGUAAAUAGGGACGCCGGCAACGGAGACUGUUCGAACUUUAAGAUAAGGGUAAAUAGGAAGACUUUUUCCUGCAAGAGGAACUGUAGACCAAAUGAAAAAUUGCAUAGGCGUACGUUAUGACGUCUAGGGUAGAGGGGAAGUAAGUGUACGUGAUUUUUCGAAUGUUUAUAGGUGCCUCCGAUGUACCCACGAGUAAUGCUACUUUUAUUUUGCUGGUAAUGGUUAAUACUCGAUUUAUUUUGGCAUCUAACCGAAUCAACUUUGGUCUUUCGAAUUACACUUACCUAUAUUGAGUUUCAUCGACACUGUGACUUCAUGACACUAAAAGGCGCGCAAAUAAACUUGCUAUCUAUUUUCAAGCAAGAUCCCAGGGCUGCCAGACGUUACUUAUUUUGAGAUUAGCAAUAUGUGUCACAUCGAGUAAUAUUUGUAAAUACUUGUAUCUAUACUUGCAAGUUUUAGUAUUGAAGGUACAUUGAAACAUUGCUAAAUUUUCCUUCUGAUACUUAAUUCAGCAGUCACAUUUAAAGAUCAAUUCUUUUUAAAUUCUUCAAUUUCAAGCCUCAUUUGAAUGCUUGGAUUUUUUCAGUCCAACCAUUAAAUUUUAUGAUCACUUUAAAAUUUUGAAGAAUUCAGUAGGUGUAAGUGCCUGAUGAUGUUCCAAUAUCAAUUAAAUGCGUCACAAUACUCAAUAAACAAGUGUAAUUCAACACACCAAUUGUCAUUUUAUUAUUAAAUCAGUAAUAAUAUCUGCACUAAAUUCUAGUGAGGAUGGUUUUCAGACAAUAUUUCCAGUAUUAUCCUGAUUUUGCUAACAUUUUUUGAUUAAGACAUUGUAAAACGGGCUUCCUUUGGUUUACUCAGAUGGAUAGACUUAUUUGAAACGAAUAUACUCCAUUCAUUGAUAUUUUGAUAUCAAAUUGAAUAAAACCAAACUUUCUGCAAAGUUGUUGUCUAACUUGAGUUUGUCUUAGCUUUGCUUUUAGAAGCGCUCAGGUAGAGUUGACAAUAAUAACCAUUGCUUUUCAUUUCAAGGUUUACACCUUUUGAGUACAAAUAAAGUGCAGAAAUUAGUAUUUUAUAAACAUAAACUUAGUUUUCCAUUUUUCUUCAUUUUUUUGAAAACACAAUUACUCGUGGGUAUAAAAAUAAAGUUUUAGAUCAUAAUGUGAAGGACCUGAUUCAUUAGAAUCCUUUAUUUCCACUCCUAAGUACAGGGUUUUGAGAAUAUAUCCCUCUCUUUAUCUCCUUUUAAUAAUGCCUCUAGUCCUCAUCACCAUAGGAUAUAAAAAGCCUUUGAACUAUAUUUUCUCUAAAUUAAGAAAUUUUAAAAGACUAUUAAAUGAAUUUGUAGAUUACUUUUUUAGUAAAUCUGUAAUAUAUGUAUAUUUCCAGUUCGAACAUCACAGAUAUCUCUAAGAGCGUGUAUAUUUUAAUGUCGAGAAAUUUUAUUUAUUUAUAUUCAGCAAGUGAAUAUAUGAAAAAAAAAUCUCUAUCUAUAAAUUGAUAUUUUAUUAAUUCCGAGAUUAUUUCUGUUUAGAUAUGUAUUUAUUUAUGUGCUUGCAUUUAUGACAUGAGAAUUGUGAGGAAAUUAAAAUGAUGUCAACAGACUUUAUCUCUAAUUUAUAUUAAACUUCCAUAAUAUUUGUUUUCUAUAAAUAAUUCAAGAUUGGUGGUCAACCAACUUGCAUAGUUAUCUAUAAUUUGAUGUAUGGGUAUUCUAGAAUCAUUAUCUCGAGGAAAUUCAUCUAACUAAAGGAUCGCCCUUCUUCAACAAUAGAAAACAAACAUAAAAAAAUCAUUUAGUACCAAAUAAAUAGAAAUUAAUUUGUAAUGUUCCAUUUAGUUCUGUUGAACCAAAUGAAAUUUUUAGAUGUGAUUUUAGUUUAUUAUGUUUAACGGAGGCAGCUCUCCAAAGAAUAAUUUUCAUUCCAUAUUAGACGAAUGUGAAUAUAUUGUGAUUUUUUUAGAAUCAUAUUGGUGCCAUAUUAUUUUUUCAUGUAGAAAUGUAUAUAAAUAACUCCAUAAAAUGUUAUAAUGGUUCGAUAUUCGAAUAAAAAAUAAAUAAAACCAAUGAUAGAGUGAUACUGCAAAAAAAUAUAUAUUUAUUUGUGAUUUUAUCACUUUAGUUGAAUUUCUAAUUCGAUGUUAUUGUCGAUUAUAAUGAAUUUAUUGCUUUAAAAUCUCUGAAAUAUAGGCAGUAAUGCUUUUCUUAUGAGCUAAGAACAUAUCACUAAAAAAUUUCGAUCAACUUGAAUUUGGAUGUAUUUUAUUUUCAAUUUCAUAUAAAAUAUAUCUUACAUUAUUAUUUUCCUAUAUUGUUUCAGCUUUGUCAACUUCCUGGGUUGUCUUCUCUUUUGUGAAUAUAUUUUGUAACUUGACUCUAGAAAAUAAAGUAUAUUUCCCAAUGUU
Harmonia axyridis is the source of this 3661-nucleotide messenger RNA. RefSeq names its product solute carrier family 66 member 2. The coding region runs from base 116 to 937 and encodes 273 amino acids. The transcript is spliced from 5 exons. Lineage: Eukaryota; Metazoa; Arthropoda; Insecta; Coleoptera; Coccinellidae. Gene Ontology annotation, biological process: phospholipid translocation; retrograde transport, endosome to Golgi. The record is from RefSeq and is a predicted model, not a curated record. Gene Ontology annotation, cellular component: trans-Golgi network; endosome.